UUUACGUUAAAAAAGUUUUUUUUAAUUAAUAAAAAUAAUUUGUACUUAUCUAUUAUCUUGAUUCUGAGGUUUAACCUCAAAUAAAUAUCCCAUUAAAAUAAUGUCUUUACCAUUAUGGAUACAAUAAGGAAUACAUUAAUAUGUCGUUUAUGUGGUGUUAAUAUUGUAGAAGGAAAAUGUAAAAACAUUUUCGAAGGAUCAACUAAUUUGGUACAGAAGAUAAAAGAAACAUUACCAAUUUCAAUAUCUAUAGAUGAUAAUGGUUCAAAACAUCUAUGCUUGCCAUGUUAUGACAAAAUUAUUCUUUAUUAUAAAUUUACCCAAGAAGUAUUAGAAUAUUCCAAAAAAUUAGAGAACGCGUCAGAAAUAAAGUCUUUUUUUGAUUUAUCCAAAGAAAUAACAGACUUUUCAAAAAUUCAUAGUGAUGCUGUAUAUACAUGUCCAAAUUGCAAUGUAGGUUUAAUGAUUUUAUUAGUUAGUAAUUCACAAGGCUGUGAUUAUACCUUUCAAAUCUCAUUAGCUAUGGUAAAUCAUUCUGAGAAGAAACAUGUUAUACAAGAGAAAAAUAUUGAGAUACAUAAAAACUUAAUACAUGCCAAUAAUACUAAGAACAAUAUAUAUUCAAAACAUGAAAAUAAAACAACUUCUGAAAGUGUUGAAAAUGUUCCUAAUUUAAUAAGUCUUACGUUACCUGUAUUGCAACAAGAAGAAAAUAUAAAUUAUAUCAAUGUAUUAUCCAAUAAAGAAAAUACAGAAACUGAAGAGUGGAAAAAGCAGAAAAAAAAAUUUAAAGAAUCUAAUUGUCACAACCAUUCUAUUCAUUCAUCAAAUGUAUCCUACACGUCUAAUGAGAACCUACUGAACUGUGAUUAUGAUUCUGCAGAUCAAUUAGUAAAAGUUGAGAAUGAAAGUGAUAAUGCUUAUUGGUUUGAUAGUGAGACUGACUGUAAAAGUGAAAAAGAUGUAUAUAUGACUGAAUCACAAGAUAUUAUAUUAAAGAAAGAUAAUGCACAAGAAGAAGAUGAUUCGUAUAAGUCUUGUUUAAAAUAUGAAUGCAAAUUAUGUGGAGCACGUUAUCUUUCACAUUUAAAAUACGAAUUUCAUAUGGAAAGACAUAAGUUAGGUAAAAUGUGUAAAUAUGAAUGUACAGUAUGUGAUAAAGAAACAACUAGUGAAAAUUUAUUAUGGGAUCAUUAUUUUCACACCCAUAAAAGUUUACAACGUUAUGUUUGCUUAGAAUGCGGAAAAUUAUUUACUAAACGAUCUAGAUUGAACUGUCAUCAAAAGAAUUAUAAACACUCUGGUAUAAAACAAAUACAAGUCGAUACCAGUAAAGAUACUACUGGUGAAGAUUUUAUACAAAAGGUAAUAGCAACAACAAACCAAGAAAAAGUUUCUGUAAACUGUAAUCUCUGUGGUAAAUUAAUUUCAGACCUAGAUCCAGAUGCUAUUAAUGAUUUAGUUACAUGUAUUGAUUGUGAAGAUUCUACACUUUCUUUAAUGGUAGAUGGAAAUGAAACUAAAGUAAUCUCUCCAAGACAAUAUCAUUGUUCUAAAUGUCCUAAGCAUUUUGUACGGAAAGAACGAUUAGAAUUCCAUGAAAUGAGACAUAAUGAGAAUAUGAAUGAAUUUAUUUGUAGUACUUGUGGAAAAGAUUUUAGAGCUGAAAAUUCCUUGUAUGAACAUUAUCUUUUUGUUCAUAAAGGAGCAAGACCCCAUAUCUGUGAAUUAUGUGGUAAAUCAUUUCAGUUAAAGGCUAGAUUAAAAGAACACCAUAGAAUUCAUACAGGUGAAAGACCAUAUCAGUGUGAUAUUUGUGGUCAACGAUGUAGAACUACAAAUGCCUUAAAACUUCAUAGAAAAAUUCACUUUUCUCAUAAUAGAUAUACUUGUAAUGUCUGCAAUAAAUCAUUUAGUAAGAAACAAAAUAUGAAUGAACAUUUAGAAAAACAUUGGAAAAAUGAUAAAAGUGUAACAUUACCACAGCUAUUUACAUGCCCAAUUUGCUUAGAAGAUUUUCCGACAUAUCGAAUGUUAAAAUACCAUAUGAUAGAAAUACAUGAAAUAAAUAAUCAAGAUCCAAUUUUAAUUAAGCAAAAGCCAUGGUAUGAAUGUACUGAAUGUCAUGAAAAGUUCAAACAUCAAAUGUCUUUAAAAGCACAUAAAGAGAGAGUACAUGAAGGAAGAGUAGAUCCAAAUUACCAAUGUGAUACUUGUAAUGCAACAUAUAAAGUAAAACAACUUUUAGUGAAUCAUAUUAAAAGCAAACAUAAUGGUGAAAGACGCUAUAAAUGUGCACAGUGUGAGAAAGGAUUCAAUGAUACUAAAUCUUUAUAUAAUCAUGUAUUGUUACAUACUGGUAAAAAACCAUUUGUUUGUGAAUAUUGUAAUAUGAGUUUUAGAAGAAAAGACUCUAGAGACCAUCAUCGUAGAAAACAUACAGGUGAACAACCUUAUCAAUGUCCAGACUGUGGUGAAUCAUUUUCUACUUAUAAUAAUAGAUCUAAGCAUCGAAAACGAGAGCAUGGAAAAGAUCCUGAAUGUCCUGAAUGUGGAGAAAAGUGUAGUAAUCAGCAGGAAAUUAGAAUUCAUCUAAAUAAACAUCUUGGAGAAAAAUUGAAAAAACUGAAGAAUAUACAACCCGAAAUGAUGUAGCUUAAAAAUGACAUCAUAUUUAAAUAAAUAGAGUGGAAUCUUGAUUAAUUAGUGUAAUUUAAACUAUUUAAAUUGAAAAAAUACUGAUUAUUUAAAACAUUUAUUUGUAAA
Megachile rotundata (alfalfa leafcutting bee) is the source of this 2766-nucleotide messenger RNA. RefSeq lists its product as uncharacterized. The record is from RefSeq and is a predicted model, not a curated record. Lineage: Eukaryota; Metazoa; Arthropoda; Insecta; Hymenoptera; Megachilidae. Gene Ontology annotation, cellular component: nucleus. Gene Ontology annotation, molecular function: RNA polymerase II transcription regulatory region sequence-specific DNA binding; DNA-binding transcription factor activity, RNA polymerase II-specific; zinc ion binding. Gene Ontology annotation, biological process: regulation of transcription by RNA polymerase II.